This is a messenger RNA of Neocloeon triangulifer, 5755 nucleotides long. RefSeq names its product CLIP-associating protein 1-A (gene chb). Bases 215 to 4816 code for a protein of 1533 amino acids. NCBI's taxonomy places the organism in Eukaryota, Metazoa, Arthropoda, Insecta, Ephemeroptera, Baetidae. The record is from RefSeq and is a predicted model, not a curated record. Gene Ontology annotation, biological process: mitotic spindle assembly. Gene Ontology annotation, cellular component: mitotic spindle; spindle microtubule; cytoplasmic microtubule. Gene Ontology annotation, molecular function: microtubule binding. The transcript is spliced from 29 exons.
GUUACGGUCGUUCAGGCUGGUUCGUUGCGACGUGACGUCACGAAGAAAAGGAAAACAUGGCUGAAGGGAGUAUUGCAGAUGUGACUGCUUAGCCCUUCUCGCACUUAUUAGAGCAAUUUAUCGCUUCUGAUUGGAAAUGAUAUCAUUCUUCGUACAGGUGUCAAUUACCAAGUUGUGAGCAACUUUACGGCCGGGUAACAACUAGAAGAUCACCAUGGACGAUUUCUUACCCCAACUCAAUACCACGGACACCAGAACCAAACUGCAGUUAGGCACCGACAUCGUCAGCUUUCUUCAGGAUGAGUCGAACUCACUGGAGUGCUCUGACAUCGGUCAUUUCAUUGAUGGCCUUGUCCCCUGGCUAGGCAGCAGUCAGUUCAAAGUCGCCCAGCACGGCCUUGAGGCCUUCAGUUUGCUGGCGGAAAAAAUGGGUACAGACUUCAAGCCCUACAUGACGAUUGUCCUACCACCCGUUAUUGAUAGAUUAGGUGAUAGUAAAGAUUUGGUCAGGGAAAAGGCCCAGGUGGUGCUGAACAAAAUUAUGGAAAAUGUUUGCUCGCCGCAGCAAUUAUUUGAUCGGCUGGCUCCUGCGUUUUCUCACAAAAAUGGCAAAAUCCGGGAAGAGCUAAUGGAUUGCCUGCAGCGGACUCUGCGAGAGCAUGGUUCCAACGCUCUAAGUUUAUCAAAGCUGGUGCCUACUGUUGCCAAACUGUUAAGUGACCCAGUAGCCACGGUCAGAGACAUGGCUUUCAGCACCCUGGUGGAAAUUUAUCGACACGUCGGAGAGCGACUGAGAGUUGAUCUCGUCAAAAAGCAGCUCAUUCCAGCAACAAAAUUGCCUGCAUUGCUGAACCAAUUUGAUGAACUGAAAAAUAAUGGUGAACUUUUGCCGUCUGCAUUGGUUGAAGGUGGGUCUAGAUAUGACGAUGAACCGGACAGAGUUGGGAUUGGUACCAAAAGUCGAUCAGGGAGCCUUCCGAGACGAGCUUUCGCCACCCCAGGCAAACCGGCAGCAACAGGCCCGAGCUCAGUAUCGGGACUACCCCCACCAUCAGCCACAGUGAGAAGAAACACAUCACUCAGAAGAGCCGCCUCAAGUGCAGGAGGUCAAGCUGGUGCCUUGGACGAAGAUGCAUUCAUUCGGCAGUUUGACGAAGUGCCCACCGUGCAAUUAUUUUCAGCCAGGGAUUUGGAUGAGCAAUUGGCUCAGCUCAGAGCCAUAAUUGAAGAUGUCAACAAAGACUGGUCCAAACGAGUUGAUGCUCUCAAGCGCAUCCGAUCUGUCAUGCUGGCUGGAGCGACAGACUUUGACGAUUUAAAAGAACACCUCCGCCUAUUAGAACCAGCAUUCAUAGCAUCUGUUAAAGAUUUGAGGUCUCAGGUUGUAAGAGAGGCUUGCAUAACCAUUGCUUUCCUCUCUCAAACUCUGCACAACAAGUUAGAUCAUUUUGCCGAGAGUGUUCUCCCAAACUUGAUCAACCUUAUACCAAACUCCACCAAGGUGAUGGCGUCCUCCGGAUUUGUAGCCGUCAGGUUUAUCAUAAGCCACACACAUGUGCCACGUUUGAUACCCAUUCUGACUAAUGCCUUGACCUCAUCUAAAGCCAAGGAAAUCAGAAGGGCUUGUUGUGAGUUCUUGGAGCAAAUGAUGAGCUCUUGGCCAACACAUACUCUGGAGCGGCAUAUCAACAUCUUGCAGGAAGCAAUCAAAAAGGGAAUAGCAGACGCUGAUCCCGACGCUCGUCUCUUAUCCAGAAGAGCUUACUGGGGAUUCCAAUCCCACUUUCCCGACCAAGCGGACAGUCUACUCAACUCGUUGGAUGGUGCAUAUAAACGGCAGCUGCAAAUGGAGGGUCCAACAAUGUCAGCCUCCAGCUCGAGCAGCUCUUUGCAUCAAGACAGGGGCCGUGGUGCCAUCCCUAGGUCUAGAGCGUCCAGCGUCACAGGUAGUGCCGAGAAUCUCUACAGAAACACGUCCCAUUCGGGAAUGGUUCUGCCACGUCGGUCAGGCAUUCCUGUACUAGCAAAGUGUGACUCAGACCGUCAAAAUCCUAUGGCCUCCCCUCGUCAUAGACCCAUUACGUCAGGAACUUCAACUCCUGUUCAGCUACGUUCCAAUUCAGCUAUCGAUCUUCAGGCAGCCCAGAGAGCUAGGGCUCGAGCCCAGUAUGCCGCAGCUGCACGCCUUAAAGUUGGUUCCGGUGCUUCAUUACGAGAUGAAUUCGCAGCACGCCAACGCAAGUCCUCUGAUUCUGGUGUGAAUGCCAACAAUAUAACGUCUCCAGAGAGAUUGGGACGGACUAGAACAAGAGUAGCUGGAGUAUCGCAAUCGCAACCAACUAGUAGGUCAGGCUCCCCCUCUUCUAGACUGAGUUAUGCAACUUACCGGGAAAAUAAUACAAUACUAGACUCCGCACCAAUGUCCAUGGGCUCCAUUGGCCGUCCUAGAAGAAUGGGUGGUGGCAUUCCCAGAAGUCAAGGGGCCAGCAGGGAGGGAAGCAGGGACCCUAGUCCUAAUCGCUAUAGUGGACUCGCAUUUGGCUCAAAGUUGAGAUCUAGAACCGGACUGACAUUUGGUACACCACAAUCAAGUGGAAUGAGCUAUGGAAGUCCACAAUCAGGCCAGAGAACUGUGAUGGCACAGAAAAUAUUGCAACAGAGUAGGGAGGCUGAAAGUGCCCUUGCAGAUGCUUUGAGCUUUGAAGAAGAUUUCCAAAGAACCCCAACUAGGAAGACAAGUCGGUUGUUUGAUGAUCAUUCCGAUGAGAGUGAGACCUCUAGUAUUUGCUCUGAAAGGUCAUAUGAUUCCUAUCGCAGACCUUCAGAUUAUUGGACCAACUCUCAACAGAGACAUUUGCAGAAUAAUUUAUGGGAACAACCAAAGGGUAUAGGUGACUUCAUAUUAAGCUGUGCCAGCACCCACUGGCAAGACAGAAAGGAAGGUUUAGUGGGACUGCAAAGAUAUUUGCAGUCUGGGCACAAGCUCACCUUGCAGGAACUGAGACAAGUCACCAAUAUUUUCACAAAAAUAUUUAUGGACUCCCACACAAAGGUGUUUAGUUUGUUCCUUGACGCAGUCAACGAUCUGAUCACAAGUCACAACAAUGAUUUGCAUGACUGGCUUUACAUAUUAAUGACGCGAUUGUUCAAUAAACUGGGAACAGAUCUUUUAAAUUCCACCCACAAGAAAAUACACAUUGUUAUGGAAAACAUUAGAACCAAUUUCCCUGCAGAACUCCAGUUCGGUGCUAUCAUAAGGUUUUUGGUGGAUGCUACGCAAACUCCUAAUGUCAAGGUGAAGUUGGCUGCUCUUUGCUACCUAGCUCAGUUGGCAAACGCAAUGGACCCGACUGCAAUAGCUGGUGGUGGACGUGACACAAAGCCAGCACUCACUAAGAUAAUCAUGUGGACAAAUGAUCCUAAAAGCGCAGAAAUAAGAAGAGCAGCAGGUGCUGCUUUGAAUGCACUUUUCAAUCUGAAUGUUCCAGCGGUUACGAUUAUGCUCUCAGAAAUGCCAUCGGAUUACCAGGAUAUUGCCCAGAAAGUGGUUGCACAACAUUCUCGCUACGGAGGGGCUGACAGUUCGUUGCCAUCUUCCCCCAGAGUCGGAUCGCCCGGGACCCCAACACAGCGCUCUCUGAACAAGCACUUGGAUGACGAUGAUGAGAACUUGAAUGCCGAGGACAUCCACCGGUCCCUGCAGAGAACAACGGCGGAGAUUCAGAACUACAGCUUUGACGGUAGCAAAUUGCUAGACAGAGAUCGUGAUACCACAUCUCAAGAUUCAGGCAUUAGCCAAAUGUCAGCAGGUGGGCAUGGCGAUAAGUUGGAGGAGAAGUUUGAGGAAAUGACCAUCGCCACCAAGAAACUUCAAAGCAACGGUUGUAUGCAGUCGCCAGCAAGCAGAAACUCUCCCACCCUUCAAAGACUCACUUCGACCCCUCUAAGGGAAUUCAACGGUUUGGACAAAACUCCCAGUAGAGACGGUUCUUUUGAUGCCACUGACAAUGGCCUAGUGAACAGAGAGAAUCAUCAUCCCGAAAAUCCAGAGGCAUUUCAAAAAUUGAUGGAAAUAUUAGGCGUGGAAAAAGAAAUCGUUGGCAGCGGUGGAGAACGAGUUACCUCUCUGCAGCAGUUGGCCAGAGUAGUGAAAGAAGGCAAUGCCGCCACUAUCGUUGAAAAUUUCAAAUUGUUGCUGAGAGUUUUGUUGGAACAGCUGAGCAGUUCUGAUUCAAAUAUUAGAGUUCAGGUUUUACAAGUGUUGACCGAAAUGUUCCGCAAGUCCAGCCUCUCCACAAGUUUUACAAACUACGUUGAGCUGCUAGUUUUGCGAAUUUUGCAGUGUCACAAAGAUCCAGUGAAAGAUGUUGUUCGGGCCGCAGAGCAAUGUGCUGCUGCCAUGGUGACAGUCCUCUCAUGCGACCUGGUGAUUCGGGUGCUGAGCCCUCUGAUCACCACCGCUGAGUUUCCUCUAAACCAAGCCGCAAUCAAAAUGUUAAACCGCCUGGUGGAGCAGCAGUCCGGAGCCGAGGUCGAAGCGCAUCUUGGCGAUCUGAUGCCCCUUCUGCUGAAGGCUUAUGACAAUGACGAGAGCUCUGUGCGAAAGUCUGCCGUCUUCUGCUUGGUGGCCCUUCACAACUGCAUCGGAGAAGAUCCCCUUCAGCCACACUUGGUCAGUCUCACAGGCAGCAAACUGAAACUUCUCAACUUGUACAUCAAGCGAGCCAAGCAGGAGGCGAUGAACAACCAGCCUCCGUCAAGCACAACGCCCUCAACGUCGUCACCGGCAUCACCGAAGAAUAUGCCAGCGCUUUAGAUUAGAUUUGUCCGUUGAGGAAAUCUAAGACGAGCCUGCCUGCUUUUAUUUGGUUGAGAACGGCAUCUUAUGAUAUUCCCCGUCAAUGUUAAAACUUCAUAAAAGACAUAAUGCUAUAUAUUAAAAAAAAAAAUUAACUCAAAACACACUUUCAAAAAUACACUUUUUUGAGUGGCCCGCUUGAUAACUCUGGGAUGAAUGUCACUUCAACUAAUUACUGGCUUUCAAAAUCACUUGUGCGAUAUGAUUGACUGGGCUAAAGACUUAGAACCACUUUUUGCAUUUUGGUUGGGAUCAGUCUUGUGAUUAUAUCUGAUUGGGAUUAAUAUUUAAAUCAUUUACCAGACUUUCGACUGGACAUCCACCUCACUGUCUAACACUAGUCCUCUUGUAUCAAGAUUGGUUCUGACAUUUCCAACAGCCUUUCCCCCAUACUUAAAACGAUUGAUUGUUGAUUUCUUGUAUAAAAUGUAAUUUACUGUUAGCUCGUAAUUAACUUAGUUGAUACUUCAGUUCCUUAACCCAAUAAUUUAAAAUAAACAUUGUGUCACCACCUCUACUAGUUGCGAAAAAAAUGAAUCGAUUAACCAAGGUUGUGUCUCAAGAUGGAAAAUCCGCAAUCAUCUGAUUUCUCCUAAAUGAUCCCAGUUUAUUUUUUUAUUCUCACUAAUUCAUGGUGGCCAAAUGCCGACGAUAUCGCAAGCACAAAGGCUGAGAAGCUCAAAAUGUUGCUACUGAUAUCAUUUUUUGAAUCUUCAAUAAUUGCGUUUAUAACAAAAGAAUAAAAAAAAACUUUUUGCUGAAGCUAUUUAAUGUCAUCUGCCAGUUUUAGAUCACAUAGUUUUAUUAAGGCUACAUUGCUCUUGUAUUGCUAAAGUUACUAGAAAUUGAGUGUGGUGUAAUCAUAUGGCAAAUAAAAAAUGUUUUUAUUGAAACAUU